AUGGUGGCGCAAAUCCCCGUAUGCCGCGCGCUCAUGGCCUGCGCCGCUGCCCGGCUGGCCGUGCAGCGCUCCCAGCCCUUCCCCAGCUGCGAGGCAAGUGCAAGGCGUGGUCCGGCUCUGGGGUGGGCAGCUGGAGGGCCCUGCCAGGCAGGCUGGCAUUUGCCGGCAGCCAGCCGGGAUUCAGGGGCGGAGGUCUCUGCAGCGGAGCUGGCGGACAUGACUCAUCUGCUGGUGCAGGUGGCGUGGUGGCUUGCGGCGGCGCCAGCGGCGCUUGCGGCCGCGCUGGCCGCCCACGAGGCGGCCCACCUGCUCACCGCUCGCGUGCUGGGCCUGGCGGCGCACAUGCGUGCGGGCCCUGCCGCCAUCCUGAGAGUGCUGGACCCUCGACCGCCUGGCUACCAGGCGUCCUGCUGGUACCACCUGCCGCACGUGACUGUCGCCGCUGAGGGCUGUACCGCGGAUGCCAGGGCUGGCGCCGGCACCAGCCGCGCCGCCGCCCUGUGGUGGACGCGCCACGCCGGCUGGCUGGCCAGCGCGGCGCUGGCGGCGGCGGCGUGCUGGGCCCACGCCACGUGGGCCGCGGCCACGCCCCCCGGCCUGGCCGUGGCUCUGCACGCGGCGUGCUGCGCCAGCCUGCUGGUGCUGGCCUGCGCGCUGCCCACCGACCUCUGCGGGCGUGCCGCCUCUGGGGCCGGCACCCCCGGCAUCCACGCUUUCUUCUGCGGCAACCUGGGCCUGCUGCUGGCCUCCAUGACGGCAGCAGCCGAGGCAGGAAUAGACCCUUUGGAAGUGCUGGAGCGCCAGUGCACCAUCUCUAUGAUGAGAGGGGCCCAGUCCGGUGGCCUGGUCACCCUCGUGUCCAAGGGAAAGCGCAGCGGCGGCGCCGGCGGCCUGGCGGCCGCGCCCUGGCUGCAGGUGGCGGGCGUGCGGCGCCGCGUGGCGCCUAGCAAGCGGCAGAGCCUGGCGGUGCUGCUGGACAGGCAGUUCCGCCGCGCCACGGGCCCACGCGCGCAGCACCCCGGCGGCUACGGCCUGUUUGUAGGCGACUACGAUUUCUCCCGUGAUGCGGCGGGAUGGUACCGCACCCACCACGAGAUCUCGCGCUUCCUGGCCGCGGUCCUGGACUGCCCGCCGCCGGCCAAGUGCGACAGCAUCAACAUCGCGGGCAUGCUGGAGCUGCACCGCACCCAGGGUAUGUGGGCCGCCUCGCUGCGCCUGGCGCUCGUGGAGGUAGCGGGCGUGCCGUUUGAGGCCGUGGCGGCCACGCCGGCGGCGGCGUCGCUGGCCCGCGCAGCCCACAUGCCCCCUCCUCCCAGCAACGGCAACGGCCACACGCACCCUCCUCCCGGCAACGGCAAGGUGGCGGGCGGCGGCGCGAUCGCGGAGGAUGUGGAGGCGGGCGUCGCGGCGGGCGCCGCCGUGGCCAGCGCUGCUGAGCUGGCGGCCCUGGGCGCUGUGUUGGACAAAGCGUUUGCGGAUUUUCUGGCGGCGCGGGACAGUACCGCGCGCCUGGGCGUGGCCUGGGGCGUGGGCGACUGGAAAGAACUGGAGGAGGUCAAGGAGGUGCGGCGGCGGGUGGUACCGCCCGGCGCCGAGGCACGGCGCCUGCUGUCGGCCGUCGGCGGCGCGGCGGGGGCGCGCGGGCUGGCGGCGCGGCUAGCGGCCGCGCUGCGCUCCGCGCUGUGCGACAAGGGGGCCAGCAGUGCCACGCCGCGCCUGCCGGCCUGGAUGGGAGACGCCAGCCCGGAGGCCCUAGCCACAGCAGCCCUGCACAACUUCAUCCAUGCAGACCUACACACAGCGCUGGUGCGCGUCCUCCGGCAGGGCAAGGGCAGCUUCGGGGUAGCUGCCAUCUGCACGCUGGAUACCGACCGCAUCUGCCUGGCCGCCUGGUGAGGCCUGGUGCCGGCCACAGUGGAUGUGCUGCUGGUGGGGGUGGAGGUGUCGCUGUGGCUGGCCGAGCAGUUUGCGGCUGACCUCAAGACGCUGUUCCCGGGGCUGCGCGUCGCCGCCAUCUCCGCCAACAAGGUGAUCGGCGUGCUGGGCAUCAACCGCGGGCGCGUGCCCGCCACCGGCUUCCCCUUCUGCCGCUCCUCGGCCCGCAUGGACGCCGCCAUUGCGCUGGCCAUAUCACACUCCGGCCAGACCUUCCCCACCAUCCACGCCGUGCGCCUGCUGCACGCCAUGAUGCCGGGCCGCGUGUUUGCCAUGAGCGGCUGCAUCGACACCAAGAUGGCGCUGGUGCUGGGCCAGCGGCUGUCACCCGACGCGCCGUUCUGCGAGCGCUGCUUCGACACCAAGGCAGGGUGGCGCUCCGCAGAGCCCGCCAGCAUCUCGGUGGUUGCCACAGCCCACACGCUGACCGAGCUGCUGCUGUACACAGGCGCCGCGCUGGGCACGGCAGACGCCUCCGGCGGCGGCGGCGGCGGGGGCGGCGCCUGCGGCGGCGGCGGGAACCGCGCGCUGGCCUCAGGGCUGCCGCCCUUUGGGCUGGCGCUGGCGGUGGAGGAUCUGCUGGAUCUAAGGGUGGCGCGGGACAGCUUUGUGCAGGCAAGGCGGGCUGGCCGACGUGUCGGCCGGCAGCCAGCCGGAGCGCUGCGGGCCAGCCCUGCGCUGACCGGCGUGGACGCAGCGGGGGCUCCCGUCCCCAGCCAGCACCACGACUCGCUGGUGGCGGCGGGCCGCCGCUGGGCGCUGCACAUCCUGGAGGGGCCCUGGGCCUGGGCGCUGGCUGCCGCCUACAUCGCCGGUACCGUGAUAUCUGGAUACCCGGUGGUGCAUGCGGUGACGGAUGCCAUCACGGCUGCCGCCGGCGCAUCCACGUCGCUGGUGGAUGCCCUUGGCCGCGUAGCCCUCGUGUUUGACUCCAUGAUCUACAUCUGGUGCGGCAUCCUGGCGGCUUGCCUGGUGCAGCGCCGCCCGCUGCUAGCCCGCUGGGGCAGGCGCACGCUGGUGGUAGCCGACGUGCCCUACGUGCACCAGUGCGUGGAGGCCUUUGUGUCCAAGAUGUUUGCCCUCUCCUACGGCAUAGCUUCGGUAGAGGUGCACGGAGCCAACCCUGCCGACCACCUGGUGCACAAGUUCACCCACUGCGUGGCCAGGGGCACCCUGCUGGCCAUCGGCCGCCCCGACGGCCGCCUCUACUCGCCCACCAUGGCAGAGAGCUGGAUCCUGCUCGGCCUGCUGCAAGCCAAGGUCAUCGCCAGCCUUGGCUCGCAGCCCGAGGUGCUGACCCUGGGGCACAACCCUUUCACAAACGAGUACAUCACCACACACCUGGUGCUGCCCACCACACGGCCCAAGGCGAACCUGGACAGAGCGUGCUGUGCAGUGUUGGCGGAGCUGCUGCAGAGCCUGGACCAUUCUGAAGGUGCCAACCCCAACGCCCUGCACGCCGCCCGCCGCCACUUCCUGGCCGGCACCCUGCUCAGCAACGCGGCGGUGCAGGCGGUGCACAAGCACCACUCCGACACGUUCGGAGCCAGCAUGGAUGAGCGCCCGCCGGGCGUCGAGCACGGCGGCGGCUGCGCGGGCGGCCUGGAAGCAGGCGGCGGCAGCGAGCCCUCCAACCUGGCCCGCAAGCCUACCCUUGCAGACCUGACCGACACGCCACUGGGCGGCUUUGGCUCGCGGCGGCGCUCCAUGCGCGGCGGCGCCGGCGAGGGCCUGCAGCGCAGCGACAGCGUGCUGUCCUACGGCGCCGACAGCCACGUGCUGGGAGAGCACCGCCUGAGUUCCAUGACGCGGCGGGACGAGGUGGAGGGGGUGUGGCAGCGCACCUCCAAGCUGGCCAAGCACAGCGACGCGCUAAUGGCGGACGGCAACGCGGACGCCACGCGGGCCGCCAUGGGAUCGCUGGCCAGCCACAUGAGCCAAAUGCUGGAUGACCAGGGCGUGAUGGAGGCGCUGGUGGAAAGCCGCUUCCUGUCCCUGGAGCGCCUCCUCGCCUUCUUCGUCAUGUUCCACGCCAUGGCUGCCCGCGUGGCGGCCGCCUGGCCCCUCACCUUUGACAUCUCCCGCUCCCAAAGCGGGCUGCGCAUCGCCACCACCGCCUCACCCGUCACCGCUAGUGACAUCGACUUCACGCUGGCAGAGGGCCAGGCGGAGCGGCUGCUGCGCGGCGCCAGCGGGCGGCACGCGGCCAUCGCGGCGCGGUGGCGCAGCGCCGCGCCGUGCGCCGCGCGCCUGCGCAGGCUGGGCAAGCUGUGA
Molecule: messenger RNA, 4209 nt
Organism: Chlorella variabilis
Lineage: Eukaryota; Viridiplantae; Chlorophyta; Trebouxiophyceae; Chlorellales; Chlorellaceae
Exons: 16
Coding region: 2104-4209 (701 amino acids)
Source: RefSeq, a predicted model, not a curated record